GCGGACACCUUUUUCUGGUACAGACGAUGCCUUACUAACAGUAGUAAUUAAAAGAAAAUGGUGGGAGAAACUGGGUUUCCAAGAAGAACAGGGAGAGACUCAGGAGUCAAAGAGAGAGUGAAAAUGGAAACCAAAGAAAUUAUGAACAUGAAAGAGAAUCAAGAGAUAGAAGAAGAUGAAGAGAAGAUUUGCAGGAUUUGUCAUAGCCCUGGUGAUUCUGAAAACCCACUUCAAUACCCUUGUGCUUGUUCUGGGAGUAUGAAAUUUGUUCAUCCAGAAUGUCUCCUCCAGUGGAUGAAGCAACGCGUCACUUUUGAAUGCGAGGUGUGUAAACAUAAAUUUUCUGUAUGUCGUGUUUAUGCUGAGAAUACUCCAACAAGGCUACCUCUCAGAGAGUUUGUGGGCGGGAUUGCAAUGAAAGCAUGCCAUGUUCUGCACAUCUGUGUGAUGUUUUUGGUUUCAGUUUUUUACCUACUCUUUAUGGUACCCUUGCUCAUAAUUUGGAUAUGCCGUUUGUAUUUUGUGAGGAGCCUUUCUGAAGUAUAUGAAUUAUUAGUUCAUAGUCAUAUGUCUCCUUCAACACUUAUGAUGGACUGGUUAUAUGGAAUUGGUUUUCUAUUAGUUGAGAUGAUGGUAAUGGUAUUGUGUGGCUAUACUUUGCAUCUGGUAUUCACCUAUGAUGUUCCUCUACGAAGGAUUUGUAUAAACCUAGCCACCAAUCUGAGAAAUUUUCUGAUUACCCUUGGUGUGCUGAUAUUCGUGCCGUUCUCGUUGGGACGAAUUGUACUGCAUUGUCUUUCCUGGUUUUUCUUCGCAGCUUUGUCAAUAUUCAUGCCAUUUACAAAGUCGGCAGUUAAUAUAGAGAACAACUCACUGAAGAAUGCAUUACAUGCCUUUACAAAUGUAACGACCGAAAUUCAGAAUGAUGGCCUGCUUUUAUGUGUUGUAGAAGUGGUUGCUGAAAGCUUGGCUGCAAACAGUAUUGGACAAGGAGGAACCUCAAGUAGUGUUGGCAAGCCGCGUUUAGUGAAUCGAAGCCCAUUCCUAUACAAUGUUGUUACUCUUGCUACUGGGUAUAUGGUCGUUGCGCCUUUGGUCUUCGUUUUCUUCGAUAUCCCUAUUAGAACUGUUGCAUCACAAAUACGUUACUAUCUGAAGAAAUUCCUGACAACGAUGAAUUAUUCAUUCUUUCUGUUAAUUCAUCUUGGGGUUCUUCCUUUGGUAUAUGGUUGGUGGUUGGAUAUAUGUACCAUUGCGAUGUUUGGGAAGUCAAUUUCUGAUAGGGUAGAAUUCUUCUCAAAAUUCCCUUUAGUAAGUUCUUCAAUGCAUUGGACGACAGGAAUCAUAUACAUGUCUCAAAUACGCAUUUCUAUGAGCCUUCUUCAAAGGGCUUUGCAUAAAGAAGUUCAAUACUUAUUUCAGGAUUUAGCAGAUCCAAUCUCCAAGAUUUUACAUGUAGUUACCGAUGAUGUGCAAGUGCAAGCUAGACAAUUUCUGUUCUCUAUUGCCGUUAAUGGCAUUUUGAUAGUAUCUCUAAUAUAUUUACCAGUUGUACUAGCCAUGCAACUAACACCAACUAUCUUCCCUCUGCAUAUUUUUGCAUCUGACCCAUUCACCAAGAUUCCUGUAGUCAUGCUUGUGCUCCAGUUAUGCUUACCUUACACAAUUGAACUGAGGGAAACAGUUGCAGCUCUUCUCCAUCAAUGGGUUACUUCAGUUUGCUGUGUUCUUGGCUUAAGUGGUUUCUUGUGUUCCAGACCUGAGGACAUUGGUAGGAAGGAGAAUGUGGAAGUGGAAAGGCAGCAAGACAGACAGCAUAGCAUGAUGGACUCAUUGCUGCUCAAGAUCCAAACAAAAAUAUUUUUACCUCACAGAAUUUUGAUGGGCAUGCUUUUGAAUUUCGUGUUGUGUUGUUGGUUGUUCUGGCGUGGAUAACGUUGCUUCUCCUCAGUACAUCUUUGAUAAUUGUAUGCCUACCACUAGGACGUGUAUUGUUCAGUUCCAUUUCUAAUCUCCCAAUAACUCAUGGCAUCAAGUGCAACGAUAUCUAUGCCUUCUUUAUUGGAAAUUUUUCCAUCUGGACUUCUUUCACUGGAGAGCAGGGAAAGCACAUUUGCGGUUCAGCCAUAUCUGCAAGUUGUUAUGCAUUAUCGUUGAGAGUUGUGUUCUAUUAUCACUUUGGAUCAUUGUUAUUCCAGUGUUAAUCGGGCUUCUAUUUGAGCUUUCUGUUAUGGUGCCAAUUCCAGCAUUGGUGGUUGAAGCCCCGGUUUUACUCUUGCGUCAGGAUUGGGUUGUGGGAUUCCUCUUCUUUAAGCUGUGGAGGACACUGGUUUUACUGAACCAUAGGAUUGUUCUGAUGGACGAAAGUUGGCGGUUUAAGUUUGAGAGGGUGAGAGAGAAUGAUUUCUUGAAGCUUCCAAGGCGUUGGAUGCUGCAGGAAAUAUUGAUUCCAAUCGUUAUGAAUCUGUUACUGUCUCUCUGCCUUCUCUACGUUUUGACAAGAUGGAUAGUUCCCUUGCUUUGGUUUUUGCUAACAGUAAAUUCAACUGUUUAUCGGUUUACUUGGGUAGCCUGUGUGACCAUAGUUGUACUGUUUUCCUGUGCCCAAAGAUUUAAUGGUUGGAUCACCAAGCUUCACAAUUCUAUCAGAGAUGACCGUUAUUCUGGUUUGGGGCUGCAAAAUUUUGGUGAAGCAGCAACGGAGAGCGAAAAUGAGAUUGGGAGAUGGCUAGCAGAGUCUCAUGGACUCUAAUGUCAUCAGGGAAGUACUGUAAAAAUCAAAGGUGAGCUGUUUAGCUGUUUUGUUCUUUUGUUUUCUUGUAGGGAAAGUUCUUUUGUCAAUUGCCUACCACUGUGAAAUAAGCUCCACAGUGUUGCUUGUAAAUAUUCAGAAGAGGGGCUUUGCCUUAUGACAUAUUGAUAUUGUCAGAACUAGUUUUAGUUCUCAUUUCGAAGUCUUGCUUAGAACAUAUAGUCGUCCGAGAGUACUGGGAAAAAGAAUAUAGUUGUAUUGGAACUGUGAAAAUUUUGAAAAUAUGACAUAUUGAUAUUGUCA
Molecule: messenger RNA, 3055 nt
Organism: Papaver somniferum (opium poppy)
Lineage: Eukaryota; Viridiplantae; Streptophyta; Magnoliopsida; Ranunculales; Papaveraceae
Product: probable E3 ubiquitin ligase SUD1
Exons: 9
Coding region: 58-1935 (625 amino acids)
Cellular component (GO): endoplasmic reticulum membrane
Molecular function (GO): zinc ion binding
Source: RefSeq, a predicted model, not a curated record